Messenger RNA from Corticium candelabrum, 633 nucleotides. RefSeq lists its product as uncharacterized. The record is from RefSeq and is a predicted model, not a curated record. The transcript is spliced from 5 exons. NCBI's taxonomy places the organism in Eukaryota, Metazoa, Porifera, Homoscleromorpha, Homosclerophorida, Plakinidae. The coding region runs from base 52 to 585 and encodes 177 amino acids.
AUAUUUCACUUUGCAGAAACGACGUCGACGAGUCGGACGAGCUUUGAAAGAAUGAAGUCAUUCCAUCACCACUUGGUAACAAUUCUGACCUUGGCCACGCUGUACACAUGUGUGCAGUCGUCUAGGGAAAAGGAGCACGUCCCAAAGGUCACUUUGCCACCAUGUACCGACUCGCUGUGCAUCACUCCGUGCGGAUUUAGCGAAAUCGAUUCCUUUUCACUCAACGUGUCGGGCAUUCCCGUCGACAAGCUUGCGAAUUCCAUACACUUGAAGGUGACGGCUAGACCAAUGAAACUCAUAACGAGUCUCAAGUUUCGUUUGGAAAACAUCGAAAUCGAUACUAUUUUGGGAUACGAGCACUUGAACAAUAACGAAAUGGAUUUCUGUCAGAAUCAGGUGAAAAGAAAGGCGGAAAUACAAUGUCCAAUUAAGCCUAACCAGCUUAUCGUUUACGAAACGGCUAGACAAAUUGGAUGGUUGAAGAACAUGCUAAAGGGAGGGAGCGUGACCAUAAAAGCCAUUGAUCAGGAUGGAGUCGUUCUCGCCUGCGUCGACGUCACAAUCAGCAUUUUCACGAAUAAGUGACCUCGACUGUGUCGGUUCGGUACAGUACGCUUGGCGCAUCAAUAGCUG